AUGGAGGCCUUCCGCAUCCUGCUACGAGAGGCACACCAGCACCAGCAUGGACCGCGCCAGCAGAGACGCGAACGGCGCAGAGGGACGCGCACCGCAGCGCCGGUGGACCGCGACCCGCCGCUGGGGCGGCCCGUCUGGAGGCUUGCGGCGUUCGCGCAGGACGAGGGCGGCGCCGGGCUGGUGGGCCACGCCGAGCUGCGCGUCGCCCUGCGCGACGUCAACGACAACGCGCCGGCCUUCCUCCGCAGGCUGUACCGCGGCCGCGUCGUCGAGAACGCCGCGGCAGGCACCUACGUGCUGAACGUAACAGCAGUGGACAACGACGACCCAUACGAGGGCCUCAACGCGAAGAUAACGUACUCUAUAGAGAAGAACGUCGUGGACGAAACUUCCGGCUCGGCCAUCUUCAUGAUAGACAGCGACAGCGGCGAGAUCCGCACUGCGAUUUGCUGCCUGGACCGCGAGCGUACGCCUCGCUACUCCAUACAGGUGGUUGCCACAGACGGCGGCGGUCUCCAAGGAACCACCACUGUGUCCAUUACGGUGAAGGAUGUCAACGACACACCGCCCGAGUUUACGAAGGACGAGUGGGUUGUCGAGGUGGACGAGACGGACGCAGAGAGCGUGCCGCAGAAGCCCAUCCUGACCGUCACCGCCCGGGACAAAGACGAGGAUGGCUCCUUCCAGUACGCGGUGGUCGACGACAGUGGUUAUGGAGCGGAUAGGUUCGCACUUGUGACGAACAGUGACGGAACCGGGUCUCUAAAAAUCAUCAAACCUCUAGAUUAUGAAGAUGUCUACAGGAACGUCCUCAGAUUCAAAAUCCAGGUCACCGACAAGAGAGACAACAACGCCACCGAGCCCUACCAUACGGCGUACUCGUGGGUGACCGUGAAGGUGAGAGACGUGAAUGACAACGUGCCGGUGUUUGCGAGGCACAUGACGGAGGUGGCCGUAAUGGAGGACGCCCAAGUGGGGACCAAAGUCGCCACCUUCAAAGCGACAGACCGCGACGGCGGCGGCAGCAGCAAGAUAUCCUACAGGAUAGGCAACGACACGGACGCUGCCAGACAUUUCAACAUCAAUGACAACGGCGAACUGCUCAUUCAGAGACCUCUGGACAGGGAGGAAAUUCCACGUCACAAGGUGCACAUUUUGGCAGUUGAUGAUGGAUCGCCUCCGAAGACCUCUACAGCCACAAUAACAGUCUUUGUCCAAGAUGUCAACGACAACGCCCCACAGCUGCUCCGCAAUUAUCAGCCGGUUAUUCCAGAAAAUACACCACCUACAGAGAUUAUAGAAGUAUUUGCAACUGAUGCAGAUGAUUAUUCCAGGCAUAAUGGACCUCCGUUCUUGUUCAGAAUGGAUCCAACUGCUGAUGACAACACAAAAUCCUCAUUUAGAAUAGAUUUUAAGAAAAAUGGUCAUGAUGGAAAUGGCUCAGCAAUUAUUUCUUCACUCAGAACUUUUGAUCGGGAAGAGAAGCGAGAAUACUUGGUGCCAAUUCUAGUUAUUGAUUCUGGCUAUCCUCCACUUACUGGUACAGCUACAGUCAAAAUUACAAUUGGAGAUGUCAACGAUAAUUUGAUGAAACCAGGAAAAAAGACUGUACUGGUUUACAAGCAUCAGGAUCAAACUCCAGAAACAGAUAUUGGAAGGAUACACAUAGAAGAUCCUGACGAUUGGGACCUACCUGAUAAGAAAUUCUACUGGGCAAAAUAUCAGCAUCACCAAAGAUUUAAAGUUGAUGAAGAUACGGGGAUGGUGACCAUGAGAUCAAAUACACCAGAGGGAAUAUACACUCUGAUGUUCAGAGUGUCAGAUCGAAGGCAUUCACAGCAUAAUGUCUCAGCGAUUAUGAUUGUCACAGUAAAGAAUUUGCCACAUAGUUCUGUCAGAAACUCGGGAUCAAUGCAAAUUUCUGGAGUACCUGCUGAAGACUUCAUUAGAGAGUGGCAAUACAUGGGUACACAGAUGAGUAAGGCUCAACAUCUUACAAAUGUAUUGGCAGAAAUACUCAGCACUGAUGAAAGAAAUGUGGAAAUAUUUAGCAUUAGGCAACAAGGAAAACAGCCACCUCUGCUAGAUAUUUUCUUUUCUGUCAAUGAUCCAAAGCUUCACAGGCGUGAAACAAUAACUGGACUCCUACAAGUGCACAAAGAAGAGAUUACAAGAAAAAUUGGUCUUAAUAUAGUCCUCAUUGGUAUAAACCACUGUCUAGUUCAUGAGACAAAAUGUGAGGGUCCAUGUACAAACAUCUACAGGCCAAGCAAAUAUUCUCUCUUGGUUGAUGCAAAUACAACAUCAUUUGUUGGUGUUUCUGUGAUCGUUACACCUGAGUGUCAGGACAUCACAAAUGAACCAGCACACAAAAGCUGUCAUGACCAUCACUGUUACAAUGGUGGCCGCUGCGUGCAGAAAGGACCUAGUGUCAGCUGUAUCUGCCCAGUGGGUUAUGAUGGUCCUCGAUGUCAAGGAACAGUGAGAAGUUUCCAAGGAGAUGGAUGGGCUUGGUUUCCUUCACUCACUCCACAAUCUGAAAACCAUGUUAGUCUCGAGUUUUUAACAAAGGAAGAACAAGGCCUGAUAUUCUACAAUGGUCCAGUGUCAGUUAUGGCCCCUCUUGAAGAUUCUGUGUCAGAUUUUGUUGCAUUUGAGAUAUACAAUGGUAAACCCAGAUUAUUACUGAAAACAACACAUGGAACUGUGGAACUAAGUGUACAUGUGGAGAGAAAUCUAAAUGAUGGAAAAUGGCAUCACAUUGACAUAUUUUGGAAUUCCGUGAAUGUUCGUCUUGUAGUGGAUUUUUGCAAGUCUGCUGAUGUGGUAGAAAUGAAAGAAGCAGCAGUGGUAUUCUUCAAUGGGACAAGCUGUCAAGCAGAGAGAAGCCUGCCAUAUCUGAACACUCAACUCAAUUUAAACAGCCCUCUCCAGAUUGGUGGAAUUUACUGGACACAAAUUCCUACAAAGGCGACAGAGUGGCAUGUCUUUCCAAAAUCAUUAAACUUCGAUGGCUGCAUAAGAAAUUUCUUUCACAAUAGCCAGAUUGUGGACUUGGCUGAUCCUCUGCUGUCUGUGGGUACAAGUACGGGUUGCUCUCACACAAAGGCAGCAUGCAGCCAGCUCAACUGUACAGCACAUGGCACAUGUCUAGCAGACCUGACAGGAGCAGCACCACAGUGCUGGUGUGAUGUGGGAUGGGGUGGCCCCAGUUGCUCUAUCCCUACAAAACCCAUCACAUUCCUGCCUCACAGUUACAUUAAGUUUGCACUAUCAUUUGAACUUAGUCAUUUCACCACAGUCAUGCAGAUGAGAUUCAAAACAGAAGAGGUUGAAGGAGAGCUUUUCCGCCUUGCUGACCAGGUCUCACAGGAAUAUGCCAUUCUUGAGAUAAGAAAUGGAAGCUUAUGUUUCCGUUACAACCUCAACAGCAUACAUACUGAAGAACAGUCUGUCUGCUUAAGUUAUGUUAACAUCAGUGAUGGCAACUGGCAUACUGCAAAGAUUUCACGUUAUGGCUCACUAUCUAUCCUUCAGUUAGAUGAUGGUGAAUUUACUAGAUAUAAUCAGACCACCUCAUUUGAAGGACAUCAGCUAUUAGUUGUUGAUAAACAGGAAGGUGUGCAUGCAGGUGGAAAAGCAGAGUACCUAGGCAUGAAUACAUUGGAAAUUUUUGCUGAUUAUAAGAAUGGCUGUAUGGAUGACAUUAGGUUGGAUGGAAGGGUGCUCCCACUGCCUCCAUCAGUGAAUGUCACACAAUGGGGACAAGCAACUGCAGCUCUGAAUGUGGAACAUGGCUGUGGCUACUCUGACUGCAGUACUGGUUUUUGCCAAGAACCACUAAUAUAUGCCAGUGAGAUACUGAACAAAUAUCAUUGCAUGUGUGGCAGUGAAAGUAAUACUUUAAAACCAGGAGCUGACAUUUGUAAUAAUCCCGAAAGUGGAAAAUGUCUCUAUCAACACUCAAAACUUAGUUACAAGUGUGUUUGCCCUGAUGAUGCAGAAGGUGUAAGGCAUGGAUUUCUACAAGAGAGGCACACAUUUUCUCUUGGUAUAUGGAUUCUGAUUGUGUUGCUAUCAUCAGCUGUCUUAUUCUUUGUGCUAGGUGCAAUGUUCAUUGGAUACAAAUAUCAAUGCAGUACCCAUGAAACAACUGAAGUAAAGAAUGAUGUUCAAGAAAAUGUGAUAUUUCACGCUGAUGAAGGAGGAGGGAAAGACGACACAGUCUCCUGUGGCAUGAAAGAAUUGAAAAUAUAUGUUGACAAGAUUGGACCUACAGAAUCAGUGGAAAUGCACAAAUUUUCAGAGAUUCAACAGAAUUCUGAAGAAAUGUUAAAAAAUAGAAUAGAAAAACACAAAAGAGAAAUUGAUAUGAAAAUACUCUCUGACAAUUUGGACCACACAUAUUGCUAUGACUUUGAAGGCAUUGCAGAAGCUUCUAGUUCUUUAUCCUCUUUGACCACAGAGUAUGAUGGCACAGAAAAGGAUUGCAAGGACAUCACAAAAAUUGCACAAGAUAUUACCAGAGUAUAAUACAUACACCUUGGCAGGACCAAUAAGUCUUGCACUCAAUGUGACACAUCUUACAGGGUUGAGUAAGAAACCUGCAGUGGUAGUAGACCAACUUCUCAAAAGUGAGACUAAGGGUAGAAGUGUUCUAUCAUUCACAGACAAUUUCUUUGUAUACAUACUCUCUGCUUGCUGCAGUGUUGUGAUAUUAUUUGAAAAAAAUCAAGACAACAUAUUUUUAUAAAUAACAAAUGUGAACAUAUACAUAUACAUAUAUUUUUUAUCACUGACUUGUUGAUAUAACAUGUGUUUUCUGCUGAUGAAUGGAGAUUUAACUUCUUGUGAAAACAGAUUUUUUACACAUAAAUAACUGAUGGGUACUAUUGUAAACUUAUCCUUAAAAACAAUAAAAAUUUUGGAUA
Molecule: messenger RNA, 4931 nt
Organism: Schistocerca gregaria
Lineage: Eukaryota; Metazoa; Arthropoda; Insecta; Orthoptera; Acrididae
Product: neural-cadherin-like
Exons: 23
Coding region: 1-4533 (1510 amino acids)
Biological process (GO): homophilic cell-cell adhesion
Cellular component (GO): catenin complex; plasma membrane
Molecular function (GO): calcium ion binding; cadherin binding
Source: RefSeq, a predicted model, not a curated record